AUGGCUGAAUUAGAGACUCACAAGGCUGUUGAUGAAGUAAGCGAGAAGAUCAACGACCUCAAGGUCGAUGAGCAACCGAGCAGCGAACCCACAAUCACUAGCACCGAAACUGUUCAAUCUGAGAAGAAUGAGUCUGAAAAUGAUGACUCUGUCACCAAUACAGUCUUCAAGUCUAUUGAAAACUUUAGCGUUGUUCAUCCCUUGACCCACCAGUGGACCCUUUGGUAUACCAAGCCCCAGACUGGUAACGAAGAAUGGCACAACCUCCUCAAGAAAGUUGUCACUGUCUCUACAGUUGAGGAGUUCUGGGGAGCCUAUAACUCUGUUCCAAAAGUUUCUGAAUUGCCAAUGAAGGCUGAUUAUUCCUUCUUCAGUGAGGGUGUUCGACCAGAGUGGGAAGAUCCUCGUAAUUCUAAGGGUGGUAAAUGGAUGUUUCAAUAUCGAAGUGGCCGUCGCUCGAUAUCUGUAGAUGAGGCCUGGUUAAAGGUGUUGUUGGGUAUGAUUGGCGGUACCCUGGAUAACGAAGAUGUUAACAGUGAACAAAUUAAUGGUGCAUUUAUUAGUAUUCGUAAGGCUGGUAUCAAGAUCAACUUGUGGACUAAGCACACCAACCAAGAACUUGUGAGACCUAUCGGUUUGCGAUUCAAGGCUUUGUUGGGCCUAGCGGAACGUGAAGAGAUUGAGUUUACUGCCCACGAGGCUGUCAAGGGUCGAUCCAAGGUUACUCUGUAA
Molecule: messenger RNA, 732 nt
Organism: Sugiyamaella lignohabitans
Lineage: Eukaryota; Fungi; Ascomycota; Dipodascomycetes; Dipodascales; Trichomonascaceae
Gene: CDC33
Product: translation initiation factor eIF4E
Exons: 1
Coding region: 1-732 (243 amino acids)
Biological process (GO): translational initiation
Cellular component (GO): eukaryotic translation initiation factor 4F complex
Molecular function (GO): RNA 7-methylguanosine cap binding; translation initiation factor activity
Source: RefSeq, a predicted model, not a curated record